Messenger RNA from Rhea pennata, 7376 nucleotides. It is a transcript of the gene PCDH19, whose product is annotated as protocadherin 19. Gene Ontology annotation, molecular function: calcium ion binding. Gene Ontology annotation, cellular component: plasma membrane. Gene Ontology annotation, biological process: homophilic cell-cell adhesion. The coding region runs from base 1 to 3291 and encodes 1096 amino acids. The record is from RefSeq and is a predicted model, not a curated record. The transcript is spliced from 5 exons. NCBI's taxonomy places the organism in Eukaryota, Metazoa, Chordata, Aves, Rheiformes, Rheidae.
AUGGGGGCUCUCCCAGCGCUGCUGGGGGCCGCCUUGCUCUGGGCCGGCGCCGGGGCCCUCAUCAACCUCAAGUACUCGGUGGAGGAGGAGCAGCGGGCCGGCACGGUGAUCGCCAACGUCGCCAAGGACGCCCGGGACGCUGGCUUCGUGCUGGACUCCCGACAGCCCACCGCCUUCCGGGUGGUCUCCAAUUCAGCCCCCCACCUGGUGGACAUCAGCCCUGGCUCGGGGCUGCUGGUGACCAAACAGAAGAUCGACCGAGACCUGCUGUGCCGGCAGAGCCCCAAGUGCGUCGUCUCGCUGGAGGUGAUGUCCAGCUCCAUGGAGAUCUGCGUGAUCAAGCUGGAGAUCAAGGACCUCAAUGACAACGCGCCUAGCUUCCCCACUGACCAGAUCGAGCUGGAGAUCUCGGAGACGGCCAGCCCUGGCACACGGGUGCCACUGGAGAGCGCCUACGACCCAGACUCGGGCAGCUUUGGCGUGCAGACCUAUGAGAUCACGCCCAACGACCUCUUUGGACUGGAGACCAAGACACGGGGUGAUGGGUCCCGCUUUGCUGAGCUGGUAGUGGAGAAGAGCCUGGACCGUGAGACCCAGUCCCACUACAGCUAUGUGAUAACAGCACUGGAUGGCGGCGACCCACCCAAAUUUGGUACGGUGGAGCUCAGUAUCCGUGUCAUCGACUCCAAUGACAACAACCCGCUGUUUGAGGAGCCGGCCUACACCGUAAGCGUGCCUGAAAAUUCCCCUCCGGGCACUCCGGUUAUCCGCCUUAAUGCCUCCGACCCGGAUGAGGGCACCAAUGGCCAGGUGCUUUACUCAUUCCACAGCUACGUCUCCGAGAGGGCCAGGGAGCUCUUCCAGAUUGACCCCCAGAGCGGCCUCAUCACAGUCAGUGGUGCCAUUGACUAUGAGGAAGGGCAUGUCUAUGAGCUGGAUGUGCAGGCCAAGGACCUGGGGCCUAACUCCAUCCCUGCCCAUUGCAAAGUGACUGUCAGCAUCCAGGAUGCCAACGACAACCCCCCCCUCAUUAACCUGCUCUCUGUCAACAGCGAGCUGGUGGAGGUGAGCGAGAAUGCCCCACCAGGGUAUGUCAUUGCCCUGGUGCGGGUCUCAGACCGUGACUCUGGAGCCAAUGGCCGGGUGCAGUGCAAGCUCCUGGGCAAUGUGCCUUUCCGGCUCCAGGAGUACGAGAGCUUCUCCACCAUCCUCGUGGAUGGGCGUCUGGACCGAGAGCAGAGGGACCAGUACAACCUCACCAUCCAGGCCAGGGACAAUGGCAUCCCCUCCCUGCAGGCCACCAAGUCCUUCACUGUCAAGAUCACCGAUGAGAAUGACAACCAUCCCCACUUCUCCAAGCCCUAUUACCAGGUCAUUGUGCAGGAGAACAACACCCCGGGGGCCUACCUCCUCUCUGUCUCAGCGAGGGACCCUGACCUGGGCCUGAAUGGCAGUGUGUCCUAUCAGAUUGUGCCCUCCCAAGUCAGAGACAUGCCUGUCUUUACCUACGUCUCCAUCAACCCCAAUUCUGGGGAUAUCUAUGCUCUGAGGUCCUUCAAUCAUGAACAGACGAAGGCCUUCGAGUUUAAGGUCUUGGCAAAGGAUGGGGGUAACCCUUCGCUGCAGAGCAAUGCCACCGUCAGGGUGAUUGUCCUGGAUGUCAAUGACAACACCCCUGUGAUCACGGCCCCUCCGCUGGUCAAUGGGACUGCUGAAGUGUACAUCCCCAGGAACGCGGGGGUUGGCUACCUAGUGACAGUGGUCAAGGCGGAUGACUACGACGAGGGUGAAAAUGGCAGACUUUCCUAUGAAAUGGUUGAAGGAGACAGAGGAUUUUUUGAGAUAGACCAGGUCAAUGGAGAGAUAAGGACCACCAGAGCCUUUGGGGAGAAUGCAAAGACAGCGUAUGAGCUGAUUGUGGUGGCUCAUGACCAUGGAAAAACAUCGCUCUCAGCUUCUGCCUUGAUUUUGAUAUACCUCUCUCCAGCCCUGGAUGCUCAGGAGUCCAUAGGAUCUGUUAAUUUGUCCCUGAUUUUCAUUAUCGCCUUGGGGUCUAUUGCGGCCAUUCUUUUUGUCACCAUGAUCUUCGUGGCAGUAAAGUGCAAAAGGGAUAACAAGGAAAUCAGGACCUAUAACUGCAGAAUUGCAGAGUACUCCUAUGGGCAUCAAAAGAAAUCAAGCAAGAAGAAGAAAAUCAGCAAGAAUGAUAUCCGUCUGGUACCGCGGGACGUGGAAGAGACAGAUAAAAUGAACGUUGUGAGCUGCUCCUCGCUCACGUCAUCCCUCAACUACUUCGACUAUCAUCAGCAGACCCUGCCGCUGGGCUGCCGUCGGUCGGAGAGCACCUUCCUCAACGUGGAGAACCAGAACAGCAGGAACGCUGGCUCCAACCACAUCUACCACCACACCUUCACGGGGCAGAGCCCGCAGCAGCCCGACCUCAUCAUCAACGGGAUGCCGCUGCAGGAGACUGAAAACUACUCCUUUGAUUCCAACUAUGUGAACAGCAGAGCUCAUUUAAUAAAAAGCAGCUCCACGUUCAAGGACUUGGAGGGGAACAGCCUGAAGGACAGCGGCCACGAGGAGAGCGACCAGACUGACAGCGAGCACGACGUGCAGCGGGGCCUCUACUGCGACACGGCCGUCAACGACGUGCUCAACACCAGCGUCCCCUCCAUGGGGUCCCAGGCGCCCGAGCCAGAUCAGAGCGAAGGAUUUCAUUGCAGGGAAGAGUGCCGCAUCCUGGGCCACUCGGACCGGUGCUGGAUGCCCCGCGCCGCCGUCCCCAGCCGCGCCAAGUCCCCCGAGCGCGGGAGGAACGUCAUCGCGCUCUCCAUAGAGGCCACCACUGUGGACACAGAGCCUUACGAAGACUGUAGCACAAAAAGGACUUUUGCGACGUUUGGCAAAGAAGGGAGCGAGCCCCUCGCCGACGAGCGGGCCGGCAACCCGAAAGGCAAAAGAACAGUGGAUGCGCCCGUCUGCAGCCCCAAGGUGAACGGCGCGGUGCGCGAGGCCGGCAACGGCUGCGAGGCCGUGAGCCCCGUCACCUCGCCCUUGCACCUGAAGAGCCCCUUGUCCGGCAAACCCUCGGUAUCGUACGGCGUCGUGCACUGCCCGGGCGGCCGCGACCCGGAGCCCUUCGCGAACACUGGCCCUUCCCGGCCCACGGAGGCAGAGCCCCGGGGGGCGGACAGCGAAAAUACCGUGCAUGAGAUUAACCCACUUUUGCAAGAAUGUAGAGAAAAAGACUCGCCAGGAGUGAAGAGACUAAAAGACAUCGUCCUCUAAACAGCACCCUGGAAAGCAAGGAGAAACCACGCUCCUCCGAGCGCGUAUCGUUUUUAUCGCUUACCAAUGGUUCACAGAUUGCUGUAUUUAAAAGCUUUCCCUAAAUGUAUUGUUUAUAAAUGAAGCUAUUGUUAAUGUGACAAUCCCACUCGUUUCAACAGGCAGCAGGGGUGUUCAGCUGGAGCAAAUUAGCUUGUUUUUUCGUUCACCUUGAGGGGGCAGGGGGCAGCGGGCAGAGCGAGACCCAUUCGGUUGUCAGAAGGUAUUACGUGUUUUGAAUUUAUAUAUUUUUAUAGCUCAAAACUGAUACAAAUUUCCAUUCUUGUAAAGAAUUGAAUUGCAAAUUCCUUAUUUGGACACCUUUAGUAAGCACCCUGGCCUCUCUGUAGUCCGGACAAAAUAAUGGCCUCUUCUUGUGUGCGGCUGUUUAAAAUUACAGUUCAGUGGGUUUUAAUAUUUGCCCAGCACAAGGUUGUUUGUAUUUUAAGAUGUUGCUAUUUUGCUAUGGACACCCCUGCAUUUAGGAAUCCUUUUGCUGUCACCUGCUUAUCUGUACUAUUAUUGUAUUUGAUAUUGCAAAUUACUGUAUGUCUAGUGAUGGCAAAAGGCUCUCAAGUAUUUUUUUAAAAAAGAAAACACAGUAAUCUUAUUUAAAUCUUGGGGAACCUGCAGUUUUCAGACCCAGUGGAGCAAGUGCUUUUUCCAGGCCCCACCAUCCCCUGCAGCCUUCACCUGCUCUUGCAGGGCAGUGAUAGGGCAUUACAGGAAGUCGUUUGGGGGAAAAUUCUGCCUGAACUGUCAGAUGCACUGUGCUAAACUUUUCCAAGACCCAUUUCUAUUGCCUACUUUCAAGGCAACGCACGGAAAGUUUUUCCAGAAGUGUUUUUUACCUUCUCAAUUUAGAUAUUCCCUAUCUCUAGUCAUUUCAAAGUGAUGAAAUUAUUUAAGAGAUCCAAAUUACCUUCUCAAUUAGACAUACACUUCCAAGUCAGCAUUUCUCAAUCAGGAUUAUGCUAAGUACAUGCAUGUAUGUAUGUUCUCAUGGCACGGAUUUUAGUGAUCUGAUUUUUUUUUAUCCCUGCAUCAUAAAUAAAUACAGAACAAGCAAUAGCAAUGUUAAUUUAGGGGCAGACAGGUGAUAUGUAACAACACUACUAAUUCAGUUAAUGUGCCUUCUUAAUGGAGAAAAAGUUAAAGCAAUUCAUUACUUUUUUUCUCAUAAUUAAAGACUUUUUUGUGAGGGUGCAAAUUUACUUAUAUAAAAUUGAUUUAAAAAAUUGAGCUACUUUAAUAGCCGUUUGUAGAAGGGAGAGAGAGAGAAGAGAAGAGUCUCAGAGCUCUCUCUUCUCUUGCAGUGAUAAUUCCUCAGUGAGGUAAGAGUAUGGUAGGAGGAUUUCAGUUAGUGUAUUAUUAUUAUUAUUAUUAUUAACUCUUUACUUGACAGAUUUCAUAGAAUUUAAAAUUGACUAUGGAAGGGAAAAUAUUUAGCUCUUGCCAAUGUUUGCUGUACCAGCAAGUGGAAAUUAGUGGCUUCUAGAGAAAUAGUCUUUCUAGGUCUACACAUCAUGAUAAAGUAUUUUUUACUUUGAUUUAUUUAAAUUAAAAAUGUCAACAAGAAAAAAAAACUCCAGUCAUUAUUAUCCUCAAAGUCAAAUAAGCUCAAAUAACUUGUUUCCUUAGGGCAAACUGGUCCUGCCUGAACUUGUAGCUGUUCUGAGCCAGGUCCUCGGUCAGCAGGUUAUCAGGGCCGCUUGAUAGCGCUGCGGAUAGGAGAAGAUCCUGCAAGGAAAGCUCUUGUCAUGAAAUUAGUGAUACUUGCCUCUCCGGUGCUGAUCACUGCCUCGUUCAGAUUGACUCCCGUGAAUUAACGUGACGCCGGGAACCCCUCCUAAGGCAGGCCAGGGCCGCCCCCUUCGCUCCGAAGCCUGGAGCGCGUUUUUCUGGGCUUUCUGUCCUGCUGGUGUUUCCUGCCAGGGUGCUGUACGGCUGCAAUGGGCUUUUCCCCCCCCCCUUUUUUUUUUUCCUCCCCAGACAGAUGUAUUACUAUACCGCAAGCGGCAGAAGGACACGGCUGGCUAGGUGCUUUUAAAGGGACUGGAUUUUCGGCAGCUCUCAGGCUGGGUUUCUCCUGGUCCUGCCCGGUUUUGCCCUCGCCGGUUGGCUUUACUCCGGAAAACGUAACGUAUGCGUUUGCUGGGGGGAAGACGUUUGCUCAGCGCCCUCAGCUUUUACCCCCGCAGCGAAGCCCCGUGGGCGCCAGGCGGUUUGCAGAAGCGGGGCCGGCCUUGCGCAGCCGCCAGGCCUGGCGGGACGGGCGAUGGGCACGGCUCCCCCGGCGCCCGGGAAAGCGCCAGCCCUUCAUUUCGCCUGAGCGUUGUCCUCUGCCGAUGGCGCUGCUGCCACCAGCCGUGGUGGUUGGGAUGAGAAAUAGAUGCUAACUGAAAAGGGAGGAGGAGGAGGAAAAAAAAAAAAAAAAAAGAAAGAAACAUUUCUCUAAUUUACCCAGAGGAAACAUUGCUUGCCACUCUGAAUAAAAGCACAGCCGAGAAAGAACGUGAAAUAAUUCUGUAUUAAAAGGGGGCAUUAAAGAGGUCAGUAAGCCCUUAUGCCUCCCAGACAAUCGUUUAAACAGCAGUUUUGCCUGGCCUGACCCGUGCCGCAGCCAGGAGGGCGGCGCGGCGAGGAGGCACGGCCGCGGCACGGCGGCGCGGCGCGGAGCGAGGCCGGGAGCAGAGCCGGAGAAGGGCCCCUCGCUUCGGAAUAUUUUGCUGUUUCUGUCACUGCCCCUCUCUGUCAUUUGAGAUGAGUUCAGGGCUCCUGGGCGAACCGCAGUCUCUCUCACUCUGUUUUUUUCUCUCUCUUCAUAGUUGCAUCAAAACCGGCCAUGCAAAAACGUAAAGGCUGCAGGGUAGGCGCUUGGUGCGGUUUAAGAUACAGUUAACGUAAUCUUUAAUAAUCCAGACCUGUCCUCUGAUUUGGUUCAGGAAAAUCACUUGUAUCCGUUGGUUUCCUUCGGGGGAAAACUUGCUGUGCUCCGCUGCCUGUCCGCAGGAGGAGCAGGCGCGCGGUGCCCGGGGCCGAGUCCGGGGCGUCGGAUCUGGGCUGGCGCGGGGCGAGGGCGGCCUGGCGCGCGGCGCGAUGUCCCCGAGCGCUCGGCGCGUUGUCCUGGGGCGGUUGGUGCGGUUCCCUGUUUUAUUGUGAAGCUGGAGGUGGCCUGUGGAUCACGCGUUGUGCAGAAGUGAGUUACUUUUUUUUCUUUUUUUUCUUUUUUUGAAGAAGAAGAUAGGAAACAAGUUGCUUUUGUGAAGAACACACUGUCUGAUUAAUAUGUUGAAAUUAUUCUUGGGGGAAAAGAAAAAAAAUUCUAAUUAUGAAUGGAAACACAUUUGUCUGUCAUUGGGGAAAAUUGAUGACCUUGUUGCUACAGCUGCUUUUGCAGCUAUAGGUAAUCUUUUAUCCAACUUGUGAGUUGCAGUUACCUUCGGGGAAAAACCCAGACAAGUCCACCGCAAUUGCGGGCGAGAUGGACUCGCUAUUGGCAUCAGCUGAUGUUCAGCUGAUCGAAGCUGGGAUAUAAUCUUUAAACUCAAAGAGCUGGCCUAACGCAAACCGGUUCUCAGCUGCAAAUCCCUCCUUGCACUCUUCCUGUGCUAAAGGCGUUAGCUGUAAAGGUGUCACUCCUUACAAGCUCCCGUAACAGGAAAACGAGCCUGGUGACGCCGUUACUGUUUGCCUGUCAAACCAAGGCAGGGUUUCAGUGGGACUUAAGUGCGGUACGUUUCAUCAUGGUGUCUCCGUUGCUGAUUAUAUGAAGAAUAAAUUGUUGUAUAUGCUGAUAUGUAUGUUAUGUACAUUUUCACAGUGAUUGAAUCAUUGUAAACAACAAAAUGGAAAAAAAAAAGAAUCACCAUUCUGUCUAUUUUAUGAAGAUGAUAAAGCAGCUUUAUUAAAUUAUUACGAUUCUGUUUCAAAAUGGUGUACCUGCCACGUUGGGUUUUUUUUCAUCGGAUGAGAACCUUGUUUUCCACCUCAAUGUGAUUUUCUUUGCUUUGAGCAUCUAAUGCAUUUUAGUAUUAAAAGACAAU